Messenger RNA from Salvia hispanica, 3167 nucleotides. RefSeq lists its product as uncharacterized. Gene Ontology annotation, biological process: glucosylceramide catabolic process; carbohydrate metabolic process. NCBI's taxonomy places the organism in Eukaryota, Viridiplantae, Streptophyta, Magnoliopsida, Lamiales, Lamiaceae. Gene Ontology annotation, molecular function: glucosylceramidase activity; beta-glucosidase activity. Gene Ontology annotation, cellular component: membrane. The record is from RefSeq and is a predicted model, not a curated record.
UUUGAUAAACACGUUUUAUAAGUUAGGUGCAACUUUCCUAUCAAGGCAAGUGAUCAUUUCCCUAAAUCAACUUAUUAGCAGGAGCUUACAUGAGUUUGGUGGUGUUUUUGUGCUGUAGUUUCUUUGAGUUGCUGAGAUAGCUUGAUGAUGGAGAAUGAUGAGGGAAAAGGGAUUCAUUCUGAUUCACCAGAAAAGGGUGCUACUGGAAAACCUCCUGAGCUGACGUGGCAGAGGAAGCUCAAUCACACUUCUCCUCUACCCAAAGAGUACUCUGUUAGAAUUGGAGAGAUUUUGAAUUUGCUUCCGUUGGGAGUGAGGUUGUUCCGGCAUAUUAAGGAAGAAGCAGACAAGGGAACGCCUUCAGUAGUUGAUCCUUAUCAUAAGCGCCUGCUCACGUGUUGCCACGGUGUUCCUUUAGGUGGCAUUGGGUGUGGAAGCAUUGGGAGAAGCUUGAGAGGCGAGUUCCAACGCUUUCAGCUCUUCCCGACAGUAUGUGAAGACACCCCAAUUCUAGCAAACCAGUUUUCAGCUUUCAUUUCACGCUCGAAUGGACGCCAAUGUAGCACAGUUUUGUGCUCCACAAGUCCAACUAUCAAGGGAAAGGAGAAAGGAGAGGGCAUUGAAUCAUGGGACUGGAACCUUGAUGGAGAGAAAUGCACCUAUCAUGCUUUAUUUCCAAGAGCUUGGACAAUAUAUGAUGGUUUACCUGAUCCUGAGAUCAGCAUCACCUGCCGUCAGAUCUCACCAUUUAUACCACAUAACUAUAGAGACAGCAGCUUCCCUGUUGCUGUAUUUACAUUUACGAUCAAAAACUCAGGGACGACUUCCGCUGAUGCAACGCUGCUUUUCACAUGGGCCAACUCAGUGGGUGGAGAUUCCGGAUCUAGUGGUGGCCAUCUUAAUGAAUGCAGCAUGAUGGAACGAGGUGUGCAUAGUGUGCUUCUGCAUCACAACACAUCCGACCAACGCCCUCCCGUGACUUUUGCUAUUGCUGCUCAGGAGACAAAUGAGGUUCAUGUGUCGGAAUACCCUUGUUUUCUGAUAUCAGGGACUACUUCACAGAUAAUGACAGCAAAAAGAGUUUGGGAAAAUAUUAAAGAGCAUGGUUCCUUAGACAGAAUUAAAGAUGAUGCGAAACAAUUACCUUCCCAAGUAGGUUCAUCCAUUGGAGCUGCCCUAUCGGCUUCUGUGAAUGUCCCACCAAGCUCGUCUAGAGUUGUAACGUUUUCUUUGGCAUGGGAUUGCCCUGAAGUAAGAUUUUCAAGUGGAAAGACUUACCACAGAAGGUAUACAAAGUUUUACGGUGCAAAUGGUGAUGCUGCAGCGAGAAUCGCAUCAGAUGCUAUUCUAGAACAUACAAAGUGGGAGCACCAGAUUGAAGAAUGGCAAAGACCAAUCUUGGAAGAUAAAAGGCUUCCAGAAUGGUACCCAAUCACUCUUUUCAAUGAGCUCUACUAUCUUAAUGCAGGGAGCACAAUCUGGACAGAUGGAUCCUUACCAAUCCAAAACCUCUCCUGCAUUCUGCAACAGAGAUUUUCCAUAGGCAAAGAAUCUGUGGAGUUUAGCCAUAAAAAAGAUGAAGAUAUGUCAAGUAAUAUUCUUGAAAGAAUGAGAGCUAUUGUCGAGGAUGUGCAACCUCCGUUGACAUCAAAUUCUGCUUUUGGACCUUGUUUGCUGGCGCCCGAAGAAGAGAACGUAGGGCAGUUUUUAUAUCUGGAAGGGAUAGAGUAUCACAUGUGGAAUACUUACGAUGUCCAUUUCUAUUCAUCUUUCGCUAUGCUGAUGCUGUUCCCGAAGCUGGAGCUGAGCAUCCAGAGAGACUUUGCCAUGGCAGUGAUGAUGCAUGAUCCGCGCAAGAUGAAGAUAAUGAGUGAUGGCACAUGGGUUCCGAAGAAAGUUCUUGGUGCUGUCCCACAUGAUAUUGGGCUUAACGAUCCAUGGUUUGAAGUGAACGCGUAUAACCUCUUUAACACAGACAGAUGGAAAGAUUUGAACUCCAAAUUUGUUCUUCAAGUGUACAGAGAUAUGGUUGCGACCGGAGAUAAAAGUUUUGCAAAGGCUGUUUGGCCUGCAGUGUUUGUGGCCAUAGCCUUCAUGGAUCAAUUUGAUAAAGACGGUGAUGGAAUGAUUGAGAACGAAGGCUUCCCCGACAUGACAUAUGAUGCUUGGACUGUUACAGGAGUGAGCUCGUAUUGUGGAGGGCUCUGGGCUGCAGCACUUGAAGCUGCCUCAGAAAUGGCGCGCGAGCUUGGCGAUGAGCCAUCUGCUGAAUUCUUGUGGUUCAAGUUUGAGAAGGCGAAAUCUGCGUACGAAAAGCUAUGGAAUGGUUCCUACUUCAGUUAUGACAGUGGUGCAACCAAAAGUAGCGCGUCGAUUCAAGCAGACCAGCUGGCUGGGCAGUGGUACGCUAGGGCGUGUGGGCUUUCGCCUAUAGCGGAUGAGCAAAAGGUGAGAAGUGCCCUUCGGAAAAUAUACGAGUUCAACGUUAUGAAAGUGAAAGGAGGCACGCGUGGCGCUGUGAAUGGAAUGAGGCCUAAUGGAGAAGUGGACACAUCAGCUUUGCAGUCUAGGGAGAUUUGGACAGGGGUUACUUAUUCAGUUGCUGCUGCUAUGUUGCAAGAGGGCAUGUCUGAUAUGGCAUUUAAGACAGCAUUUGGUAUCUAUGAAUCUGCAUGGUCUGAAAAAGGUUUUGGGUUUUCAUUCCAAACUCCGGAGGGAUGGGAUGCGGGGGGAGAAUACCGGUCGUUGUGUUACAUGAGGCCGUUGGCGAUAUGGAGCAUGCAAUGGGCCUUGUCGACUCAUCAAGGGCCGGGUAAGAGGGUCGGGAUGAGUGGUGAUAAUAAAAUAAAGAGGCAUGCUGGAUUUGAAAGGGUUGCAAAGCAGCUCAUGUUGCCCAAACAAGAGCCUUCCAAGAGUUGGACACAAUUGUUCCAUGAGUUUCUUUGCAGAAAAGUGUUUGUGUAUCUUCCAUCAUAAGAUAUGCAUUAUAGAUAUGCAUGCUGCUGAGCUCUCUCUAAUUAUGAAAAACUAAUUGUUCCUCUUGCAUACCAACCAUGUACACAAAUAAUUGAGUUAUAUAAAUUGCUGAGACAAAUUGCAAAGGGUAGUUAUAUAAUAUUGUUAAAAAACUACUCCCUUCGUCCAAUAAUAAUUGUCACUCUUUUCCA